Molecule: messenger RNA, 674 nt
Organism: Symsagittifera roscoffensis
Lineage: Eukaryota; Metazoa; Xenacoelomorpha; Acoela; Convolutidae
Product: cornifelin homolog
Exons: 3
Coding region: 268-624 (118 amino acids)
Source: RefSeq, a predicted model, not a curated record
CUCACAAGUGAAACAACAGCACUUCAAACCCUCAACGCACAAUGUGGUUUCCAAGACAAAAGAAACUGUUCAAAUAGUACUCGCGCCAACAAUUGGAACAUACCAUCGAUCAGGAACCAAAUCUCACGAAAUAUCACCAGUUCACAAUGCAAUCAAACCUUUCAAAGAAUCGACUCUCGAAAUUUGAGUAAACUUUUAUUCGAGGAUUUCCAGCAAAUUGUUGCAAAACUGCGCAGUUUUUUCGUAUGUUAAAUAGUCUCUUGAAUCAUGACUGAGUGGAAAGAAAGUCUUUUUGGCUGUUUCAGCGACUGCAAAAUCACAAUUUGCGUGUUUCUUGUCCCAUGCUACGUACAAGGAAAAAUAGCGGAGUCUAUGGGGGACAGUUGCAUCCUGUACGGCUGUGCGUUCCUCAUCCCCCUAGCGAACCUUAUCAGCGCGAUAGUGCAGAGAGUCAAGGUGCGUGAGCAUAAAAGUAUCGAUGGAAGUUCCUUCGGAGACUGUAUGGCCGUGUUGUGCUGCUACCCGUGUGCACUAUGUCAGGAGGCCAUAGAAGUGGAGGCCAACCUCAUGGCAGAAGGCCAUACACAGACACCUUCUGCUACUCCCACCAUCAUCAGGGCAUGAAUGCAAACUGUGGAAAAUGAACUUGAAAUACUGUCAAACCGGAAAAACAG